Molecule: messenger RNA, 807 nt
Organism: Synchytrium microbalum
Lineage: Eukaryota; Fungi; Chytridiomycota; Chytridiomycetes; Synchytriales; Synchytriaceae
Exons: 5
Coding region: 1-807 (268 amino acids)
Biological process (GO): cilium movement involved in cell motility; axoneme assembly; motile cilium assembly
Cellular component (GO): radial spoke; axoneme
Source: RefSeq, a predicted model, not a curated record
AUGUCCUUCCUCAACUUUGACGACAUACACUACUUUUCUCUCGCCGGAUUCACUCUCAAUGCAGAGGAGCGCGCGGCCCUCUCAUCGUCCCUAGUCCUGUUACGACAACACGAACGAUUAUCAUCCACCUCCUUGUGGGGCAAGGUAUUGGGAAUCCAAAAGGACUAUUUCGUCGCUCAGGGAAUCACUGAUGAUCUGUUUGCAAGAAAGUACUUUUACAGCAUGGACAUGGUCAACUGGUUGCAACUCCCACAAUUGGCACCUCCGGAAUUAAUGCGCUCUGAGAACAUAUUGAGUCGUUUCCUCGGUGAUCCAUCGUUCGAAUAUGCUGUUACAGAAACCACUCCUGAAGACGCCGAAAAGCCUCCCGUCAUAAACGAAGAAAAGAGAUUGGCUGGUUUGGUUGCUCUCAUCAACCAUGAAGCGCAAGUCGUUCCUCGUGGUGCAUACUAUCGAGAUGCGCUACACGAACUUAAAUCCAACCCUUCAUUCCAAGGUCUACCUGGAAGCGACGCUGGAUUCUUGACUUCAUACCAGCACUUUCGCCCAGGCUUUAAAUUGGACUUGAAGACUGUCAAGGACUUGGGAGCCAACUAUGAUGAGUCUAUUGAUAUCUUUGAUCCAAUCUCGAAGGAUCAACCUAAUGGAGUAUGGUCACUACAACAAGAACAAGGUGGUGAAGUCAUCUUGCUACGAUCUCUCCUCUGGCCUGGAUAUACCUUCUUCCAUACUCCCACACCAUCCAAAUUCGGAUCAAUGUACUGUGGAAACGGUCAAAAGAAUGCCAAUAUUGGCUUCAUGUUGUAA